Colias croceus (clouded yellow) is the source of this 1531-nucleotide messenger RNA. RefSeq names its product phospholipase B1, membrane-associated-like. Gene Ontology annotation, molecular function: glycerophospholipase activity. The record is from RefSeq and is a predicted model, not a curated record. Gene Ontology annotation, biological process: phospholipid metabolic process. NCBI's taxonomy places the organism in Eukaryota, Metazoa, Arthropoda, Insecta, Lepidoptera, Pieridae. The coding region runs from base 312 to 1517 and encodes 401 amino acids. The transcript is spliced from 7 exons.
AUACGCAUCGCACAUACGCUAAGGUCGCGAUAAACCGAUACUGUUGAGCAACGAGCCGCGUGCGGCGCAGUCGCGCGCAUGCGCUGCCAUUUCCCGCCAAACGGCACAGAUACACGCGCGUCCAGGAUAAACGCACAGAUUAAAUAACAUGCAUGUCUAUGUUUUAUGAAUUAAAAAAAAAAAAUAGAUUGAUUUACAGACGAUUUAAUAAUAUGUGCAGGGAUUUUUUAAUUGCCACUUAACUAAUUGUAUGUUAUGACGAAAUUUAUCGAGUGUUAAUUGUGGUGUGUGCUUUACGUGAUGUUCUUAAAAUGUGGCUCAUCGGGCUGUUGUUGUUGAUGAACGAGGCUGUUGCAUACAACUCCACCCUUACCACUAGGCUUGAAGAUGCGUGGUCCCUGCACUACCCCGGCCGCAAGUCACAAGUCCGCCGACAGCGCGCGUUCCCCUCCUCCACUCCCUUUCCCUGCCAGGACUCCCUUGCCUGGGGGAGGAGUAAGCAGGUCCCCACAUCCGUGCACAAGCUGCGUCCAGGGGAUAUAGAUGUGGUGGCGGCUAUUGGAGAUUCCCUCGUGGCAGGGAGUGGAGCGCUAGAGGAAUUCGCGCUGGGAGCUAUUGUGGAGUAUAGAGGCGUAUCCUGGUGUGCUGGUGGAGAUAGCACAUGGCGGGAAUACCUAACAUUACCGAACAUUCUCAAAGAGUACAACCCGAAUUUACGCGGCUAUUCGACAGGCACCGGGGAAUGGUUGGCCAAGAAUUCUAAACUAAAUGUCGCUUUUCCCGUUGCGUCUGAUCAAGAUGCGUAUAAACAGGCUAAGAUCCUGGUGGCCCGCAUCCGCUCCUCGCCCGACAUCGACCUGUUGCGCGACUGGAAGAUGAUCACGGUGUUCAUCGGCGCCAACGACCUGUGCUCCGCGUCCUGCCUCUCGCCCGUGUCCUGGUCGCCCACGGCACACGCCAGGAAACUCGCCAGAGCACUGGAUUACUUCCACGAGCACUUGCCACGGACGAUUGUGAACUUGAUUCCGGUUUUGGACGUGUCGGUGUCGGUGCGCGUGCAGCGGCCGCUGAUGUGCCGGCUGAUGCACCCGCUGUUCUGCGCGUGCUUCCACCGCGGCGGCGGCGAGCUGCCCGCGCUCGUGCGCCAGGCGCGCCGCUACCAGGCCGCAGAGAUGGCGCUCGUGGACAGCGGUCGCUACGACACGCGUGACGACUUCACCGUAGUGGUCCAACCGUUCAUGCGUUUGUUCAACGCGCCACUACCACCUCGGGAACCGCUCCCAUUGGUGAUACACCAGUCAUAUAUUACACAUGAUUGCUUCCAUUUCUCGCAGAAGGGACAUGCGCUGGCUGCGAAUCUCCUCUGGAACAACCUUCUAGAGCCAGUCGGCAACAAGUCGGACAACGUGCCUCCCGUACUCAUGCAUUCCUUCAAAUGCCCCUCCAAGAACGCUCCAUACAUCUUUACUCAUAAGAACUCGCAAAUAUACAUGGCAACUGGCCGCCAAGAAGAAUAAAAAAAAAAUUGGUU